AUGGAAAAGAGAGCCCACGAAACCGGCUACGUUGACAUCUCCGACUCCAUUCUUCCCCAUUCCAUCAGCCGCCGACGCGACCGGUUCAUUACCCGGCUCGCCACUUAUCUGGGGAUUGUUGCUCUUAUCGGCUUGCUCGUGUCAUGGACAACAAACUCCAUCCCGGGCAUCAACUUCUUCUCUUGUCACCAAGGCAAGAGAUAUCAGAAUGGCUCUGCGCUGACAAGUGAGGAGGCGCUCUUUAUGCCUCCGUUGUCCGGAACCUCGCCCUCAGCGCAACCCACCAAGAAAGUGCCCCUGGAAGCUCACAUCAUGAGCAAAUGUCCAGAUGCACGUGACUGUCUGCAGCAGCUUGUCGUGCCUGCCAUGGAACAGAUUAGCGACAAGGUCGAUUUCAAAUUGUCAUUUAUUGCUGAUGUGUCAAACAAAUCCUCGGAAAUUCAAUGCAAGCACGGCCCAACCGAAUGCAUUGGAGACAUGCUUCUUCUCUGUGCUGCAAAUCUUCCUUUCCCACCUCAAGGAAUCGAAAGCGCUGUUGGUCCGAUGACUGCGCGGACCCCAACUAUUCGGUCCCUUGGCUUUGCAAACUGUCUUGUUGGGUCGUACUCAAAGAUCCCGGAACGCCAUCACGUCGAACAGUGUGCCUUGGAGCAUGGCAUAGACUUUAGUGCCUUGAACGCAUGUGCUAGUCAGGAAAUCGAUGACCCCGACUAUGGCGGCGACAGUGCGCCGCUCAGCGGCAUGGCUCUGCUACGCGAGAGCGCCAUCCAUAGCGCGAAGCUUGGCGUGAAGACAAGCUGCACGCUCCGACUCGAUGAGUCUGUCUGGUGUGUCCGCGAUGGCGGCGUUUGGAAGGAUUGCGCAAAAAAUGGACAGGGCAGCCAAGUAUCGGUGCUGGUGGAUGAAGUCAAGCGACUAUGGAACCGUAUCAAUUGAUAUUACCGAUUGUAUGAUACGAUGUCGAUGCCAAGUGAUGACUGAUGACAAUGUGCUCUGUCUUGUCAUCUCAAGAAUAUGUGAACAUAAUUACCCCAACUUUCUUUUUGCUUGUAUGUUUGAAUAGUGGCCUCAAAGCUGUUUAUAACUCAAUGGACUCUUCAAUCCAC
This is a messenger RNA of Aspergillus uvarum CBS 121591, 1106 nucleotides long. Its product is annotated as GILT family protein. NCBI's taxonomy places the organism in Eukaryota, Fungi, Ascomycota, Eurotiomycetes, Eurotiales, Aspergillaceae. Gene Ontology annotation, molecular function: oxidoreductase activity, acting on a sulfur group of donors, disulfide as acceptor. The transcript is spliced from 2 exons. The record is from RefSeq and is a predicted model, not a curated record. Bases 1 to 936 code for a protein of 311 amino acids.